Messenger RNA from Postia placenta MAD-698-R-SB12, 540 nucleotides. RefSeq lists its product as hypothetical. The transcript has 2 exons. The annotation marks the transcript as partial. Lineage: Eukaryota; Fungi; Basidiomycota; Agaricomycetes; Polyporales; Adustoporiaceae. The record is from RefSeq and is a predicted model, not a curated record.
UUCGUCGUCGUAUCGCUGCUCCGGGAUCGCCACCAGACCCCAGUCGUCAAGCGCACGCUCAGCCCGACCUAUCCGCCCAAGGACGCGACCUUCGCCUUCCCUAUCUAUCUCUCGCUCGCCGAUCGCCUCGGUGUCGUUGAGUUCGUCGUAUGGGGAAAGGAUGUCCUUCUGCGCAAGGACUAUCUGGGCGAGGCCAACGUCCCUCUCGAGGACUGGUUCCGUGAUGGAAACGCGUUUGCCUUUGACGAUCCUGCCAACAAGCCGAUCACGGUUUCCAUUGUGUCGACGAGGUCCACUGCCCCAGCGUCGGGGUCGAUUCAGGUCAAGCUGGGCUUCGUGCCUUCGCCUGACCACCCACACGUAGUAGACUACAGCGAGAUAUUCUCAGAACUUGUCAAGCGGUCACGCCCGAGUCUCGUCUCCGCACCCCCUGUAUGUGCCUCUUUCGCUUGCACAAGUCAUACACUGAUGCACAGCAUCUUAGACAGAGGGCAUUGGCACGAUCCGCUCGCACCAAAUGGGCCCCGAAUAUCAAGAUGA